Arachis ipaensis is the source of this 994-nucleotide messenger RNA. Lineage: Eukaryota; Viridiplantae; Streptophyta; Magnoliopsida; Fabales; Fabaceae. The record is from RefSeq and is a predicted model, not a curated record.
UAACAUUUGCAGCUCCACCGAAUUUCAAGCCUCCUGAACCAAAACGCUUUGCUGUGAGACCUGACAAGACCGCUGAGGUCUUUGGAGCUGUUCUUCCAUUGCUCCUUCGCUUUGCUACUGGUGUUUUUGUUGCUGGGUAUUCUUUCUCAUUUGUUUCAAAGGAUGAAAUUCCACCAAAUCAGUAUGCUUUGGAAGUUUCAGGCUACAAGGUAAAAGAAACAGGGAAGUUAGGUCCUCGCCCAGAGAAGCCUAUUGAGAUAUACGAAUUCGAAGGCUGUCCAUUUUGUCGAAAGGUUAGAGAAAUUGUUGCCAUUUUGGAUCUUGAUAUUCUUUUUUAUCCUUGUCCGAGAAAUGGCCCGGUCGAUCCAAACACAGGUGUUUCAAUGUAUGAAUCAGAUGACAUAAUUCGUUAUUUGGUUGACAAAUAUGGUGAUGGAAGUGUUCCUAUUACUUUGUCACUUGGAAUUUUAACGACACUCACUGCUGGUCUUGGCUUGCUUGCUCGCGCCGGAAAGGGAUCAACUUAUACUCCAGCAAAGUUACCACCAAAGCCACUUGUAUUAUGGGCAUAUGAGGGGUCUCCAUUCUGCAAACUUGUACGCGAAGUAAUCGUAGAAUUGGAGCUACCACACUUGCUUAUCAAUUGUGCUCGAGGUAGCCCGAAACGACAGAUAUUAUAUGAGAAAACUGGACAUUUUCAGGCACCAUUUUUGGAAGAUCCAAACACGGGGAUAGAAAUGUUUGAGAGUGCAGAGAUUAUAGAGUAUAUAAAAGCAACUUAUGCUCUUCAAUGAGUGUUUGUUCUACUAAUUAGGUCUAAGACUAUAUAGUAUUUAUCAUUUAUAAAGUGUACAUAUCUGAGUUUGGAUUAUGUGUUGAAGAUCUCAAUUGUCUAAUAAGCUUGAACAAAUUCAAAUAAGUUCAGCUAUGUUGUAAUAAAAACAGUCAAAAUUAACUUUUGAUUUGAUAAAUUAAGCUGAACAAUCAGGUUUAA